Sodiomyces alkalinus F11 is the source of this 2268-nucleotide messenger RNA. RefSeq lists its product as hypothetical. The transcript is spliced from 2 exons. Gene Ontology annotation, molecular function: N-acetyltransferase activity. NCBI's taxonomy places the organism in Eukaryota, Fungi, Ascomycota, Sordariomycetes, Glomerellales, Plectosphaerellaceae. Bases 395 to 2005 code for a protein of 536 amino acids. The record is from RefSeq and is a predicted model, not a curated record.
UCACUCUUGCCAACAUUGCCAACGUCUGGAAUAAUAAACGAAGUACAUAAGAUCGCAUUCUGGUCCCAGUGAUGAACCACAACCAUGAUGUCCCAUCGCCGACGCCGUCCCUGGCUUCCUCUCGUCCCUUCGCUUCUCUUUGGCCUCGUGACCCAUCGUUCAUCUUCUGUCUUUCGCAGCUUUCAUGGCGGAGCUCAUCCUGCUCCCCCGGACUUAAAAAAAACUCUGCUUGAUUGAAGCUGUAUUUGCUCAUACUGAGUGUCAACCGCCUGCUAGCUCGUCCUAUACCCCGACAUGUCACGGAUAUUUCUCGUCCAAGUCGCUUUUAUCUGUUGUUGACUAGCUCCAUAUAAUUACAGGAUACUACUUAUACGUCCAUAUCCAGUUCUUCGCAAUGGCUGACCCUCAGAUUGUGAGAGUUCUGGGCAAGAUGGAACAGUAUUCAACCGCGCGACACUCUCUCGGCCUCUAUUUUGGAGUCUCCGUUGCUUGUCGCUAUGCCGUCCCUCGUCGCAUCUCGAAGCUUGACGUCUUGCGCCCAACCAUCGAACGUGCCGUUGCCCGGGUCGUCCUUGAGCAGCCAUAUAUGCGCGUCGGAAUCAUAGACGAAGACACCAACUACCCUGCCUACGUUCAUAUUCCUUCCAUCAACCUGUCUCGCCACAUCCGCUGGCUCGAUCCUCUCGGCGCCCAGGACAUCGACCGGACCAUGGAGUGCGAGCUCAGCGAACAGCUCAGUUACCCCUGGGAGAACCUCGACCGCCAACCCCCAUGGAAAGUGACCGUCUUCAUCAUCUGCGAGUCCAAAGAAGACACUGACAAAUACAACGACAACAAUGAUCCCGAUGCCAUUGCAGCCGUCGAAGUCUUGUACACUUACCACCACGCCCUGGGCGACGGCACCAGCGGCACCAUCUUCCACGACCAGCUUCUCCGAGCCGUCAGCAGCCCAGACCCUUCACUCACCUCUUCUCUCUUCUCCAGCGGCGUUAGUCUCACUCUGUCUGAGCCCGCCGACCUCGCACCCACCCAGGAGGAGCUCGUCCCCUUCCGCCUAAGCUGGCCCUACUUCCUGAGAGCAGUCUGGCGCGGCUACGGCCCCUCCUGGCUCCAAUCGAAACCCGACACACACCCCUGGAGCGGCCUCCUCCCCGCCGAUAUUUCACGUGCUUACGCGAUGAAUCUCCGCCUCUUCAGCAUCCCAGCCGGUACAGCGACGAUGCUGGUACCCCUAGCCCGAGCCCACGACACCACCACCACGGGCCUCUUCCACGCCCUCACGGCCACCUCGCUCGCGCGCCGCCUCCCCGCCUCCGAGGCGCGCUCUUUCCUCUCCGGGUCCGCCAUCAGCCUGCGCCGCUGCGUCGACCGCCGAACGACUAAUGGAGGUUCCUUUGACCCGGAGACGCAGUUCGCCAUUCUGGUGUCUUCUAUCGCGCAUUCCGUGCCGUUGGAGACGCUGGCCCGGCUACGCGACGCCGCUGUGGGGAGAGGGGGUGGAAAUGCGGACGAGGCCAUGUGGGAUGUGGCGCGCGCCGUGACGGCGAGUCUCAGGGAACGUGUGGCUACGCUGCCGCGGGAUGAUGUCUCGGGGCUGUUGAAGUACAUCGCCGACAUGCGUGCUUUCGUCCGUUAUGCUGAUGGGAAGCCGUUUUCUUGGACGUGGCAGGUUAGUAAUGUCGGCGCGAUGCUGCCAUGCCCGCCCCGCAAAACGACAGCGGCGUCGGAGCAGCAGGUUGGGGCCCAUGACGAUGGUGUCUGCGGUAAUGAGGCGGCUGAGGGAGCGGCGGAUAGAUGGAAGAUUACCAGGGCGGUAUUCUCGCAGUCGGCCUUGAAAACAUCGGCCGCCGUGAUGUUGAACCUGGUCGGUCUCGUGGGAGGUGAACUAACCUGCACGGUGACUUGGCAGGAUGGAAUCAUGGACGAUAAGGUCAUGGAGGACCUGGUGGCCGAUUUGCAGGCUUUUUGCAGGAGCCUAGGAGACAAUGAGACGUUAGGCCUUUGACAAGUAAGAUAGUCAGACCACUCGAAUACUGAAGUAGUGUGGGAAUGCGGUGCCUCAUGAUCUGGCUACGGAAGCCCUCAGUAUACAGAUGCGGGAAGUACUGGGCUGAGUUUUGGCUAAGUGAAAAUAGGAAAGAUCUGGUAAGGAAAGUAAUAGCGAGACUCCAGGAGAGCUGAAUGCAUCGUAGAGAGCAUCAGUAAGGAGAACCAAAGGGUUAUAAUGGUCUCAACAAAACUUCUACCAAUGUCACUGGCCAUUUCCCG